AUGACUUAUAAUUAGUUACUUCCAAUUCGAUUGUUGUGGGUGACCAUCAUUUCAAGUCCAACUAGGAGGAAAGCUACUGGUGACCUCGAGGAUGAAGUUAUGGGAUACAGUGUUGGCAUAACAAAAUUUUUCGCCAGCUACCAUGGCAUGUCACAUACGAUUUAAUGAAGGUAACUAAAAAUAAAAAUUUUUUAAUGUUUGGAGUAUAAUUUGAUACCGCAAGUAAAUAUUUAUCUUUACUUACUGAAGGCCAGAUACAUUUUGUAUGUGAGACUAAUGAUUUUAAAGCUAAAUCGUUUUGAAACGCAA
This is a messenger RNA of Acanthoscelides obtectus, 309 nucleotides long. NCBI's taxonomy places the organism in Eukaryota, Metazoa, Arthropoda, Insecta, Coleoptera, Chrysomelidae. The record is from the annotation of a GenBank genome assembly.